This is a messenger RNA of Nerophis lumbriciformis (worm pipefish), 1792 nucleotides long. It is a transcript of the gene cd40, whose product is annotated as CD40 molecule, TNF receptor superfamily member 5. Gene Ontology annotation, cellular component: external side of plasma membrane; CD40 receptor complex. Lineage: Eukaryota; Metazoa; Chordata; Actinopteri; Syngnathiformes; Syngnathidae. The record is from RefSeq and is a predicted model, not a curated record. Gene Ontology annotation, biological process: immune response-regulating cell surface receptor signaling pathway. Gene Ontology annotation, molecular function: protein binding.
CUCCUCCUCCCCUUCUUAUAAAACAAGCCCUUGUCGUUAGUCAGCAGUUUGGACAAGACACUAAGUUGUAUUCCCAGCCUGACGAUGAAGAAGACACUAAUAGUGAUAUUUAUUCAGAUGUGGACACUGGCGGUGAUGACCGCAGGGCAGCUUCAGUGCGACCCACAGAUUCAGUACCAGAAAAACGGGCAAUGCUGUCAAAUGUGUCCACCAGGCACCAGCAUGUCGUCCUUCAGCGCGUGCACAGAGCCUCUUUGCCUCGACUGCGACGAGGACGAGUAUCAGGACGCGUUCACCACAGAGGCCAAGUGUAAACGUCAGCCGUACUGCGACCCGAACAAAAACUUUGAGUUCGUGAAGCAGGCGAGCAAAAAGCAAAAAAGCGUGUGCAUGUGUCAACGCGGGUUCCACUGCUCCAGUGGCGCCUGCCUCACCUGCGUGCCCCACAGGCCUUGUGAGCCCGGAUGGGGGGCGAUAGUUCAAGGGAAUCAAACCCACGACACAGUGUGCCACAAAUGCCCCCAAGGAUCUUUUUCCGACGAGAGCUUGUGGGACGCCGACUGCGCGCUCUGGACCAAGUGCGAGAGCGGUUACCACGUCGGGCGGAGCGGGUCGGACAAAUCGGACGUGGUUUGCGAGAAAAGCCGGGGUCCACAUGUCGCCAUCGCCAUCGUCUUUUUACUUGUGGUCUUUGUCGGCCUCAUAGCUGCAAUCGUGGUCUGUCUCUCAAGAGGUAAAGAGGCACAGAAAAAGGUGGACCUCAGUGAAGUCCGUGUGCAAAACCCGCUCAUAGAAGCAAACUCUGAGAGUGAGGCGCCAGGCGUGGAAGUGGUCCCACCAGGACGCCCGUUGGUCGUAACGCAGCCCUCGCCGGAGGACGCCGCCCCAGGAGUUCCCGAGGAGAUCAAGGACGAUCCGAGAGAUCGACUCCUCACAGUAAACGGAAACUACGUGAUGCAGGAGAACGGGAAAGCCGAAGUCCUCUCCUGCCAGGAAUCCCAAAGCGGGACUUUGGGAUGACGACCACGUCAUUUAGGACCGUGACGCCGAUAACUGAAGGCAAUUUUUGUCAUCUGAGUUAAGUUCAAGUACCCAUGAUUGUCACACACACACUAGGUGUGGCAAAAUUAUUCUCUGGGAGGUGAGGGGAGCAGUGAGCAGCAGCGGUGGCCACGCCCUAGAAUCAUUUUUGGUGAUUUAACCCCCAAUUCCAACCCUUGAUGCUGAGGAGGUAAUGGCUCCCAUUUUUAUAGUCUCUGGUUGAUGUGAGAAAGUGAAUGCUAAUGCUAAUGCUAAAGCUAACUUGCUUGUUUUCUCGUACUUACCAACAAAGUACAUGUACAUUGUUCUAUUCUACUUAUAAAAAGUAAGUUUUGUUUGCUAAAAUACUUGACUACGUGUUAUGUAUUAAAACGGUUUUGAUUAGAAAAAGUUUGGCUUGAAUGAAAAUGUACACACUUAGAAGGUUAUUAUACAUAGUUGUGGUCAAAAGUUGACAUACUCUUUACAAGUGUGUGUUUCCAAAGUCCUGACUUAAACAUGUGGACAAUGCUGAAGAAACAAGUCCAUGUAAGAAAACCAACACAUAUAUCUGAGCUGCACCAAUUGUGUCAAGAGGAGUGGUCAAAAAUUCAAGCAGAAGCUUGUGGAUGGCUACCAAAAGCGCCUUAUUGCAGUGAAACUUGCCAAAGGACAUUAGAGCAAAUAUUAACAUUGCUGUAUGUAUACUUUUGACCCAGCACAUUUGCUCACACUUUCAGUAGACCCAUAAUAAAUUCAUAAAAGAAGCAAA